Molecule: messenger RNA, 702 nt
Organism: Dracunculus medinensis (Guinea worm)
Lineage: Eukaryota; Metazoa; Nematoda; Chromadorea; Rhabditida; Dracunculidae
Source: the annotation of a GenBank genome assembly
AUGAAAGCAUAUUUGCAGAAAAUAUCUAAGUUCAUAUUUAGUUGUGUAUCAGUGUGUUCGUUACGUUCGAUGAAACAAUGUGAAUGCGAUACAGAAGAGGAUAAUUAUUGCUAUUUAUGUUGUGGUAAUAGCUAUUCACGUUGCUUACCCGCUCAUCAUUAUAAUAUUUUAAGAGAUAAUGGCGAACGCUGGGAAAGGGAUGCAUGCGCUCGAUGUCGACAAAAUGGCGUGGAACUUGAAGGUCUUGCAUGCGACGAUACCGAUCCAGCACGACUAUGUAUUCAAGGCAAAUGCUCAAAUAGUGUUUGUCAUGAUAAACCACAGGGCGCAUAUUGUGACAGAAAAAUGGAAAAAAUUUGCGUAAGCGAUGUCUGUGAGAAUCCAUGCACUCGAUUUGGUUCACAUCUCAUGGUUUGCGAUUGUCCUUUAAUCGAUCCCGACACUGGCUUCGCAUCAGAUGAUCGCUGUCAACUUUGCUGCUAUGACUUCAAUAUCAAGCCAAGUUCUCGACGUUGUCAAAAUGCCUAUAGAAAAUACAAUAUAGCAACCGCUCAAAAUCGGCCCAUAUGGAGGGUCGGCCUCGACUGUAUUGGAGGCAAAAAGUGCAAUCGCUUUGGGAUAUGUCGUGCUCUUUCAAUAAAACCAUCUCUUUGGCUUAUUUUUACUGCUUUUUCGUUAGUAUUAUGUAAAUACUUUAAUUAA